CAACAAGUUGUUUUGUUGUUGUAAGCCAAGAUGGUCGGUUAAUGUUGAGCUCUUCCUUUGAAUACCCAAAUCUCAAUUCCCCAAUAUUCCCACUUAAACCCUAACAUUUAUCGCCUUUGAUUCCACUCAUCAUCAUCCAAUUUUGCAUUAUUCGUCGACAGCCUUGAUCCUCCAGGCACACCUACUAUAAUUUGAUUAAUCAUUUACCUAAUGGAAGCUUGUGUGAUUAACCGGUCAUUGUGAGUUGAUUUUCUGUUUGUUUCUCCUCAAAUUUACCAAUAAUGGCCGAGGAAGAAGAUAACGACGCCGUAUUAAGUGAUGUUGAAGAAGAAGAUAAUCCUCCGCCGACGGUGUUUGAUGGAACUUCCUCGUCAACAGAGAAUGUGUCGGUUGAGAGAUUCCGAGAGGUGGUUGCGGAGCUUGAUCGUGAACGCAAAGCUCGUGAGGCGGCAGAGAAUUCGAAAUCCGAAUUGCAAACUUCGUUUAACCGGUUGAAAGUUCUCGCACAUGAGGCGAUCAAGAAACGCGACGAGGUUACUCGCCAGAGAGAUGAGGUUUCUAGGGCGAAUGAGAAGUUAUCGGCGCAGUUAGCUGAAGCUGUUAAAGAGAAAGAUGAUUUGUUGAAGCAGAAAGAGGAUUUCGCUAAGCAAUUAGAGGAAUCCGUGAAGGCAAAGGAUUCAUCUAGGUCGGAGAUCGAAACUGCAGCUCAAAUGUUAGUCACAGGAAUUGAUAAAGUAUCAGGUAAAGUGAGUAACUAUAAGAACUUCACUGCCGGAGGGUUACCUAGGUCUCAAAAGUAUUCCGGAUUGCCUGCUAUUGCUUAUGGAGUCAUCAAGAGGUCAAAUGAGAUUGUUGAGGAGCUUCAUAGACAGAUCGAAUCAACAACAAAAUCAAGGAAUGAGGCUCGGGAGCAAAUAGAUCAGAGGAAUUACGAGAUCGCCAUUGAAGUAUCUCAGCUUGAAUCCACCAUUGAUGGACUUAGAGAGGACGUCUCUAAGAGGGAUUCUGUCGUUCAGGAUUUGGAGAAGUCCAUAGCUGAAAAGGAUGAAAAGAUAUCGAAUUUGGAAACAGAGUUGUCAACGAUACAAGGGUUAGUGGAUGAUUAUGGUGUAAAGUUGAAGAACAUGGAGUUGCGGAUGGAUUCACAAAAGCCAUUGCUAGUUAACCAGUUGGAUUAUGUUUCAAGAAUACAUGGUCAAAUCUGUAGUGUUAUCAAGAUACUGGAUGAUGAUAAGAAAAACCAAUUGGAUUUGUCAGAAUCCUUAUUUCUCCCACAAGAAACAGACAUUGAAGAGAAUAUACGUGCCUGUUUAGCGGGAUUGGAAUCCGUAAGUGACUUAAGCUCAAUUGUUCACGAAAAAACAAAGGAUUUGGUUGCUGAGAGAAACCUACAAGUGAAAAGCCUGAAUGAAAGCAUAACUCAUCUAAUAAGGGAGAAAGAACAUAUCGGGUCUCUGCUGAGAAGUGCUUUAUCAAGAAGAAUGUCAGCUGAUCUAUCAUCUAAAACCAAUGAACUUUUCAGAGUUACAGAAAAUGGGUUAAGAGAAGCAGGGAUUGAUUACACAUUUAGCAAUCAUACAGAUUCAGAUGUGGACAAAACAGACGAUGAAAUAUACACUUUGGCUGGUGCUCUUGAAAACAUUAUAAAACAAUCUCAGCUUGAGAUUAUCGAGCUACAGCAUAGUGUUGAUGAACUAAGGGAAGAAACAAGGGUACUUAAGGAAAAUGCAGAAGCUCAAGCGAAAGAACUUAUGCAAAGAAACGAAGAGGUGGAGGAACUUAAAGAAAAAGAGAGGGUAGCAAAUGAAAAUGUUGAAGGGCUUAUGAUGGACAUUGCUGCAGCUGAAGAAGAGAUUACAAGAUGGAAAGUUGCAGCGCAGCAAGAAGCUGAAGCAGGAAAGGCCAUAGAACAAGAGUAUGUGGCACAGUUGUUUAAGGUGAGGCAAGAACUGGAAGAAAUGAAGCAAGUGGUGAUGGAAUCUGAGAAAAAGAUGAAGUUUAAAGAAGAAACAGCAGGUGCUGCCAUGGCAGCUAGAGAUGCGGCUGAGAAAUCUUUGAGAUUGGCGGAUUUGAGAGCAGCGAGGUUGAGGGAGAGGGUGGAAGAGUUGACUCGUCAACUUGAAGAAGCUGAUACACGUGUGAGUUCGAGUACAAUUGGUCAAAGUGGUGCCAGCUCAGUCGUUUACUCAGUCCAUUCUACUGCUAGCUGCUUUGCUUUAUUUUCUUCACAGUCAAGGGUUUUAGAACCAUCCUCAGAUGAGUUUAAUCCGCUAGUUCUCUAG
Lactuca virosa is the source of this 2282-nucleotide messenger RNA. The record is from the annotation of a GenBank genome assembly. NCBI's taxonomy places the organism in Eukaryota, Viridiplantae, Streptophyta, Magnoliopsida, Asterales, Asteraceae.